UCCGCCUGAGAGACGUGGCCCGACGCCAUCUUGUGCGGGACCUCGGAAGUGGCGGGGACGCGGCGCCCAGCAGCUCCACGGAGGCCGCUGCCGCCGCCGCCAUGGUGCUCCUGGCCGCCGCCGUCUGCACGAAAGCGGGGAAGGCGAUCGUGUCGCGCCAGUUCGUGGAGAUGACGCGGACGCGCAUCGAGGGGCUGCUGGCGGCCUUCCCCAAGCUGAUGAACACGGGGAAACAGCACACGUUCGUGGAGACGGAGAGCGUGCGCUACGUGUAUCAGCCCAUGGAGAAGCUGUACAUGGUGCUCAUCACCACCAAGAACAGCAACAUCCUCGAGGACCUCGAGACGCUCCGGCUCUUCUCUAGGGUGAUUCCCGAGUAUUGCAGAGCCCUGGAGGAGAAUGAGAUCUCUGAACACUGCUUUGAUCUCAUCUUCGCUUUUGAUGAGAUCGUUGCCCUUGGUUACCGGGAAAAUGUCAAUCUGGCCCAGAUUCGGACCUUUACGGAGAUGGAUUCUCAUGAGGAGAAGGUCUUCAGGGCUGUCCGUGAAACCCAAGAACGAGAAGCUAAGGCUGAGAUGCGCCGGAAAGCCAAGGAGCUACAACAAGCACGCAGGGAUGCUGAGCGGCGGGGCACCAAAGCACCGGGUUUUGGGGGCUUCGGCAAUUCAGCUGUAUCAGGAGGAACUCUUGCGGCUAUGAUCACUGAAACCGUUAUUGAGUCAGAGAAGCCAAAAAUGACUCCAGCUCCAACGAGAUCCUCUGGUUCAAACAAGGCACUUAAGCUUGGCACAAAAGGGAAGGAAGUGGAUAAUUUUGUGGAUAAACUAAAAUCUGAAGGCGAAAAUAUUGUUGCUUCUUCGGCUGGCAAGCGUUCUUCAGAUGCAGCAGCUGUUCUUGUUCCGCCUGUUAACAUGGAGAGUGUGCAUAUGAAGAUAGAGGAGAAAAUUUCACUGACCUGUGGCCGGGAUGGGGGGCUGCAAAACAUGGAGCUACACGGCAUGAUCAUGCUGCGGAUCCUGGAUGAGAAGUUUGCUCGGAUUUGCAUCCAUGUUGAGAAUGAGGACAAAAAGGGUGUGCAGCUCCAGACGCACCCCAAUGUUGACAAGAAGCUUUUUAUGUCGGAGUCCCUAAUCGGCCUGAAAAACCCAGAGAAGUCAUUUCCCAUCAACAGUGACGUGGGGGUACUGAAGUGGCGACUGCAGACCACAGAGGAGUCCCUCAUUCCACUGACAAUCAAUUGCUGGCCCUCAGAAAACGGCAACAGCUGUGACGUCAACAUUGAGUACGAGCUGCAGGAGGACAGCCUGGAGCUGAAUGACGUAGUAAUUGCCAUCCCUUUGCCGUCUGGGGUGGGGGCUCCCAUAAUUGGCGAGAUUGAUGGCGAAUACCGCCACGACAGCCGGAAAAACCUCCUCGAAUGGUGCUUGCCAGUGGUGGAUGCCAAAAACAAGAGUGGCAGCCUGGAGUUCAGCAUCGCUGGGCGACCAAACGACUUCUUUCCUGUGCACGUUUCCUUUGUCUCCAAGAAGAACUUCUGCAACAUCCAGGUCACCAAAGUGACCCAGGUGGAUGGGAACAGUCCUGUGAGAUUCUCCACGGAGACCACCUUCCUCGUGGACAAGUAUGAGAUCCUGUAACUCCAUUGAAGGGAAGCCGCAAGCAAGGCCGAGGCUGUGCGAUUUGGAGAAAGAGCUGCGGCCUUCAGCGUCAGGGAACACUGAUGUUUGUUUGCCCACUGACCUUAUUUCCCGGGCCCUGGCUGCUCAGGCAGGGAGAGACUGCCUGCUUCUCUGGCAUAGCUGCCCCGCCUAGACAGCACUUCUCCCCCACCCACCCCCACUGCCCCUUUUGCUCAUGGAGGGUGUCCCAGGAUGCCAUGCUGGUUCCAGCUAGCUCCACCUCUGCAGCCGCAAGGGGAUCAGUGGCACGGGAGGGAAACAGGGCUGGCAGGCCCUCCCUUUUCCGGUGCUGGGCAGAACUUGCCAAGGGUGGGAGAAGCUUUCAUGCUUGUGCAGCUCUCGCCUGAAAGCUCCUCCCUUCUCUUAUCAUUUUCUUGAACUCGGUGCCCAUCCAGAAGAAUAAAGAGCAGCUCUUUCUAGCUUUUUCUCUGGCUUUGAGAUCCUGGAAAUUUCAGCUCAGAGGAGGGCCAGCACUGGGCACCUUGAACGCAUCGGGUUGUGCGUGCCUGCUAAAGAAGACACUGGCCUCUCCCACACCUCCUCUUUGCUAAUGUGACUCCUUCCAAAGUGCCCUGGGUGGGGGCUAUGAAUCAUACCAAUUGGAGAUUUGUUUGUCUGAUUUUUAAAAUGGGGUUCAAUUUAAUUCUACUGUCAAAUGCAAUUUAUUCUCAAAUUACAUUGAGGGUGACACUGAAAUAAGGUUUUGGAACCCAGUAAAAUUACAGCCUGUACAACACAUUCCAGUGUAUGUGAAGAAUUGUUGCUCCUGAAUCCAAUAAAGAGUAUCCUAAAAGGAAA
Candoia aspera is the source of this 2477-nucleotide messenger RNA. RefSeq names its product archain 1 (gene ARCN1). Gene Ontology annotation, cellular component: COPI vesicle coat. The transcript is spliced from 10 exons. Gene Ontology annotation, biological process: retrograde vesicle-mediated transport, Golgi to endoplasmic reticulum; endoplasmic reticulum to Golgi vesicle-mediated transport; Golgi localization. Lineage: Eukaryota; Metazoa; Chordata; Lepidosauria; Squamata; Candoiidae. Bases 102 to 1637 code for a protein of 511 amino acids. The record is from RefSeq and is a predicted model, not a curated record.